This is a messenger RNA of Neofelis nebulosa (Clouded leopard), 1960 nucleotides long. RefSeq names its product high mobility group nucleosome binding domain 5 (gene HMGN5). Gene Ontology annotation, molecular function: nucleosomal DNA binding. The coding region runs from base 160 to 1149 and encodes 329 amino acids. NCBI's taxonomy places the organism in Eukaryota, Metazoa, Chordata, Mammalia, Carnivora, Felidae. Gene Ontology annotation, biological process: chromatin organization. The record is from RefSeq and is a predicted model, not a curated record. Gene Ontology annotation, cellular component: nucleus; chromatin. The transcript is spliced from 6 exons.
UUGUUUUUUGGUUGUUUGUUUGUUUGUUUGUUUUGCCGAGUACAGGUCGUGCUGCAAUUAGUUCAUUGAAAACUCAGUUGCUCUCUGAGCGCUCGGGCAGAGACUGCUUUCGGCUUUUUUUCUGCUGAUUGUUAAGAUCUCCUGUAGAGAGCUGCAACAAUGCCCAAAAGAAAGGCUGCCAGUCAAGAUGGUACCAGGCAGGAGCCAAAAAGAAGAUCAGCCAGACUGUCUGCUAUGCCCGUGCCCAUUACACCAGAGUUGAAGCCCAAAAGAACAUCGAUUACAAAGAAAAUGAAGACAGAACAUGAUACGAUGGAAAAAAACACAGAUACAAGUGCCAAAGCAAUAGCUGAAAACAAGAAAGAAGUCAUUAAAGAAGAAUAUAGUGAUGAAAAUGGAGAAGCCAAAAUUAUGGAGGCACCAGCUCCUGAAAAAGAACUUGAGGAAAUGAACGAAGAAAAAAAUGAAGAUGUUGAAGGAGAGGGAGUAGAAAAGAAUGAAGCAGUGUCACCAGCAAGAAAAGAAGAUGAGAGAUAUCAGAAAGGAGAUGGAGAAGAUCAAUACAAAAAAGAAGAGAAAGGAGAAGAUGGGCAAGAGAACAAAGAUAGAAAAGGAAAAGAAGAUAGAAAAGAGGAUGAAGAUAGGAAAGAAAAAGAAGAGGGAAAGGAGGAAGAAGACAAAAAAGAGAAAGGAUAUGAAAAAAGAGGUGAAGAUGGAAAAUGGAAAGAAGAUAGCAAAAAGAAAGAAGAAGAAAGAGAGAAAGGACAUGAAAAAGUGGAUGAAGAUGGAAAGGGAAAUGGAGAAGAUAGCAAAGAAUUGGAAUGUGAAAAAGACAAAGGAGAAGAAAAACUGGGAGAAGAAAGAAAAAAGAAUGAAGAUGAAAAGGAGAAUAAAGGUGGAAAAGAGGAUGAAAUUGGAAAUGAAGAAGAAGAUGGAAAUAAGCAAGAAGGUAGAAAAGAGAAAGGACAAGAUGGAAAGGAGGGCAAAGAUGGAAAAGAGGAAGAUGAAACAGAAGAAAAUGGAAAGGAAGAUGGGAAAGAUGGAAGAGAUGGAAAGGAAAAUAAGAAGGCUAAAUUGGGAAAGGAAGUAGCUGAUAAAGAAGAGGCCAAAAAAGAUGAAAAAAAAGGAGAAUCUCAGAAUAUUGUUUAAAGCUUCCCUAUAUAGUUUCAUAAUUUGGUAAUAUGUGCCUCCAUGUUGUAAUGUUAAUAGAGAUGAAUAUUUUUUAUCAAAUAUUUUAUAAACACAACUUUUCUUUAGCAUCAAUGUAAUUUCAGAACAUCUUCAUGCUGAUUAUUCAUCACAAAGUAGCUAACAUGAAACCUUUUUACAUUUUGUGAUUAUAAUAGUGGAAUAUAUAAAAAUAUUCUUUCAACUUUUUGAGUGACUUUCCUUUUGUGUAAGUUAUGUAUUAAAUCUGUGAAUUUUAAUUUUACUUGUAUGUGAUCAAGUCACAAUGUGGGGAUAUCAUGAAAGAUUGUUACAACAUUCUUAUGGUUCUCUAGGUUGUUUUUAUAAAAAAUAAGUGAACUAUUUUCUGUAAUGCAAAGAGUUAGAAUUCUUUCCCAAAAAUAACUUUACUAACAGCUUGUGAACAAAUAAAAUUGUAAUUCCAUUUUUAAAAGAUUUACACAUUUUUUUUCAAAAGGGCAGUUCUGAUUAUACAUGUAUCCACAAAAUUUUACUGGGUUGAUCUUAAUAAAAAUUCUCUUCAAAAAUAAUUGUAGUUUUUUAUAUCUCUAAAAAUGUAGUUAGUGAAAUAUUAUAGCAUUUAAUUUUUUAUAUUGUGAUAUUCAUAAAAGAAUUUAAAAGUUGUUUUGCACUGAGAUAAAAUUAACGUAAAAUUUACCAUUUUAACCAUUUCCAAUUCGGUGGUUUUUAGUACAUUCACAAUGUUGUGUGAUUACCACCACUACCUAAUUCCAGGACAUUUUCACCCAAAUAAAAACCAAAGUGCCAAUUA